AUGCUGUCGACCUUUCAAGGUACGACUUCCGGCCUCAUGCACACACCGCACACACCCUCGUUUGGGGAAAACUACGAUCAUUUCAGCGCGUACGGCGAGUCAACUGCACCGGAUGCAACAUCCCAUUCGAACAUGGAGUACAAUUCUUUCUUGAACCCGAAUCCCGCAUACUAUCCAACUGGACGGCCGCUUCCGCAGCCGCAUCAUCCUUACGACCAGCAGCAGCAGCAGCAGCAGCAGCAGAGCCCACAUGGCCUCCCAACGACGUCGAUACCGUCCAUGAGCCAGAUGCACGCCGGCCAACAGCAUCAGUCGUCGAUGCCGCAGCACGCCCUCCCCAUCAUUGGGCAUACGCAUGCGCAGCCGCCGCAGUUCCGCGCAUCUCGUGGUGGCACGAGUCUCCAGGGAUAUAGAGAUCCUACCACGCUGCACCCCGUGUACCAGAGCCAGACGCCGUCUACAUCAGCGAAGCGUGUCCGCCAAACGCCUACAGCAAGCACCCACUCGACCUUGUCUCUCGACGGCAGCGUUUCAGACGUCCAAAGCACUCCUAGAAGUAUCGGCAGCGACAUGCGAGCGUACAUGGUUAGCGGAAGCGGCAAUGCAGGCACCUUCGGCACGACUCGGUCAGGGUCUGAUGCGAAUGUUAGCACCAGUUCGGCCACCGCUUCAAGAGUCAAUGUGUCUCCGGAGCUGUUCGCCAGCGUCACUACUGAUCAGCCCUCUUUGGUGCUCAGCGAGAGGGCCAGCGAAGAAGAUCGCUAUCUGUUCGAGCUGCACGAACAGUUUAAGGGCACGCGUGGCAAGGGCAUGUGGGACGCCAUCACGAGCCAGUACGCCGAGAGGUAUCCCGGCUCACAGGCGACUGCCUGUUUGCAGAUGAAGUUCACCCGGUGCUUCCGCCGGUUUAUUCUUUGGCCAAAAGACGAGUUGGAAUGCCUGUUGGAGGCGUGGCGUGAAGACGAAGCGCAGCGCUUUGCCCGGAUCACAACGCUGAUGAAGGAGAGGGGAGGUGGCAAAAAGCACGACUGGAAGCCUGCAGACAUUGAGAUGAUUCUGGUCCGCCUGGAACUCGAGGAAGCAGACAUGGACGAAUUCACGAAAAUCCGCCGUCGUCGUCGCCGCACGAGGCAGCGCAAGUCGUCUGCACCCAGCAUUGCCAGUCAGCCGCACCAUGCCGAAGUGGCCCCGGUCAUGACAGCAUCGACGUGGUCUGGUGGCUUCAGUCCAGCUGGCCUGACUCACCCGCAGUACAGCUUGCCGCCACCCCAGCAGGACAACGUCAACUACUCGCACUACGACGAGGACGACCACAGCGAGGUGAACUCCCAACUGGACCGGAAGUACUAUAGUGAUUCUUCUGCGUCGCCCGGUCAAGACGACAUCCGCAUGCUGGAUGGAACCGUUGCUGGCAAUGCUGGGGCUGCGGUCGUCAGCACUGGUACGGCUUCUGAGAAUCUGAUCCAGCUCCCACCUCCCACGUCGAUAUCUUCUGCCAGCAUGCAGAACGCCCCGCCCUAUGGACCUCUCACCUUGUCGCCGCAUACUGAAAGAGUUUCCCAGAGCUCGUAUGAGCAGCUCAACAAUCGGCGCAUGUCAUCAGACCCAUACCGGCCGUGA
Grosmannia clavigera kw1407 is the source of this 1620-nucleotide messenger RNA. RefSeq lists its product as uncharacterized. The transcript is spliced from 2 exons. Lineage: Eukaryota; Fungi; Ascomycota; Sordariomycetes; Ophiostomatales; Ophiostomataceae. The record is from RefSeq and is a predicted model, not a curated record. Bases 1 to 1620 code for a protein of 539 amino acids.